Molecule: messenger RNA, 411 nt
Organism: Cantharellus anzutake
Lineage: Eukaryota; Fungi; Basidiomycota; Agaricomycetes; Cantharellales; Hydnaceae
Exons: 2
Coding region: 1-411 (136 amino acids)
Biological process (GO): rRNA processing
Cellular component (GO): Las1 complex
Molecular function (GO): endonuclease activity
Source: RefSeq, a predicted model, not a curated record
AUGGAGUAUCGCAAGCCAAGGCCGAGUGGUCCGUUGGCAUGCGCACCCCCAAACCGAGAGAACGAUUUAUUAUGGGCUAUUUACGCUGAGAAAAUAGGUGCUGCAAAUAACCAGUUCGACCACCACUCCCCCAACAAGUUCCCUGGGCCUCAAUAUCAGAGCUUGAAGAAGUAUGCUCUUGGAUAUUUUCCGACGCUGCUGACGAGGUCUCGAAGCGAAAGGCCCUUGCCAAAUUUGCGGAGGGUGGCAACUGUUCUUCUGCACUCAAUAGAGUCCACAUGGCUAAUGGCUGUUCUGCUGGAUCACAGUGAUGUUAGGAGGGAAGUCAAUGGUUCGUCGUUCCUUGGGGUUCGACAAGCGUAUGCCCUGGCAAUUGUCCGAACGGUCAAUGGCCUUGUCGAUCCUAUCUAA